Molecule: messenger RNA, 3965 nt
Organism: Misgurnus anguillicaudatus (oriental weatherfish)
Lineage: Eukaryota; Metazoa; Chordata; Actinopteri; Cypriniformes; Cobitidae
Source: RefSeq, a predicted model, not a curated record
UGACCAAUCAGAAAGCGUCAUUUUCUACGUCACCAAUUUCCGACGAAUCAGAACUCAUCUUGUUGCAUAGACGCAACCUACCGGUGACUCCCUGAGCGCUGUAAGUUAGGUUGACCCAGCAUCAGGAUAAAAGCAGGGUCAUAAAGUGUCCCGUUUACUUCAGCUCCAGUGCUAAAGUACCAUCAUUGCUGAAGAUGCCCACAACAAACAAGUUUAAGUGUGCUGCAGCCAGCAGCUCGGCACAGUCUGCUUCUUCAGACCCACAACAAGCAGCCCGAGAGCCCAACGAAUCUCCAGGAGACGGUGGUGGAGAUGAAAACCAAGGAGAUCCUCGAAUUAUUAAAUCCCCAAGUGAUCCCAAACAGUACAGAUACAUCGAGCUGAGUAAUGGGCUAAGGGCUCUCUUGAUCUCUGAUCUGAGUGGAUUGGAUGGGAACGCUGAAGAUGAGGAGGAGGAUGAGGAUUCAGAGGAAGAGGAGGAGGAACAGGGAGCAGAGGGAGAAGAACAAGAAGAAGAGGGAGACUCGGGGGAAGGAACUGAUGAAGAGUCUGAAGAGGAGGGGGACAGUCAGGACAGUGAUUUUGAGGAGUUUGAUGAGGACAAUGACAAUGACAGGAAGAAGAGAAAGGGAUCUGAAAAACAGUCUGCAGCGGCUCUUUGUAUUGGUGUGGGGAGUUUCAGUGACCCUAAUGACCUCCCUGGCCUUGCACACUUCUUGGAGCACAUGGUGUUUAUGGGCAGUGAGAAGUACCCCUCUGAGAACGGCUUUGAUGCCUUCCUAAAAAAGCACGGCGGCAGUGAUAAUGCUUCCACGGAUUGCGAGAGAACCAUUUUCCAAUUUGAUGUGCAGCGGAAACGCUUCAAAGAGGCUCUUGACAGAUGGGCUCAGUUUUUCAUCUGUCCUCUUAUGAUUGAAGAUGCCAUUGACAGAGAGGUUGAGGCUGUGGACAGUGAAUAUCAACUAGCCAAGCCUUCAGACUCUCAUCGUAAAGAAAUGCUGUUUGGCAGCCUAGCGAAGCCCGACCAUCCCAUGAGCAAGUUCUGCUGGGGAAAUGCACAGACCCUAAAGACUGAGCCUAAGGAAAAGAACAUCAAUGUUUACGAGCGUCUCCGUGACUUUUGGAAGAGGUACUACUCUGCCCAUUAUAUGACCUUAGCUGUACAGUCUAAAGAAAAACUUGACACUCUUGAAGAAUGGGUUCGCGAAAUCUUCAGCAACAUACCCAACAAUGCCCUGCCAAAGCCUGAUUUUUCAAAGCAGCUGGACCCGUUUGAAACACCUGCCUUCAAUAAGCUUUACAGAGUCGUGCCUGUCAGGAAAGUUCAUGCGCUCACCAUCACCUGGGCUCUUCCCCCACAAGAGCAGCACUACAGGGUAAAGCCUCUUCAUUACAUCGCUUGGCUGAUCGGCCAUGAGGGAACUGGUAGUAUCUUGUCCACGCUCAGGAGGAAGUGCUGGGCCUUAGCUUUGUUCGGUGGAAACAGCGAAACUGGAUUUGAUCAAAACACCACCUACUCGAUCUUUAGCAUCUCCAUCACUUUGACGGAUGAGGGCUACCAGAACUUCUAUGAGGUUGCUCAUCUGGUCUUCCAGUACUUAAAAAUGCUUCAGACUCUUGGGCCGCAACAAAGAAUAUAUGAGGAAAUUCAAAAGAUCGAGGCCAAUGAAUUUCACUAUCAGGAGCAGACUGACCCCAUUGAAUACGUGGAGGACAUUUGUGAAAACAUGCAGCUAUUCCCGAAAGAGGACUUUUUAACAGGAGACCAGCUUAUGUUUGAGUUCAAACCAGAGGUGAUCUCUGCUGCACUGAACCUCCUCACACCAGAGAAAGCCAAUUUGCUCCUUUUGUCCCCCGAGCAUGAAGGCCAGUGCCCGCUCAAGGAAAAGUGGUUCGGGACGCAAUACAGUCUGGAGGACAUACAGCAGCCCUGGAAUGAGCUCUGGGCUGGAGACUUUGAUUUAAACCCAAGCCUUCACCUUCCCGCUGAGAACAAAUUCAUCGCUACUGAUUUUGCCCUCAAAACAUCAGACUGUCCAGACAAUGAGUACCCUGUCAGAAUAGUGAACAAUGACAGAGGCUGCCUGUGGUACAAGAAGGACAACAAGUUCAAAAUCCCCAAAGCAUAUGUGCGCUUCCACCUCAUAUCACCCGUGGUUCAGAAGUCUCCUAAAAACCUGGUGCUUUUUGACCUCUUUGUGAAUAUCCUGAUCCAUAACCUGGCAGAACCGGCUUACGAGGCAGACGUGGCUCAGCUAGAAUAUAAACUAAUGGCUGGGGAGCACGGCCUGGUUAUCAAGGUCAAGGGCUUCAACCACAAACUUCCCUUGCUGUUCAAUCUGAUCGUGGAUUAUCUCGCCGAUUUCUCCGCCGCCUCCAACGUGUUCAGCAUGUUUGCAGAGCAGCUGAAGAAAACUUACUUCAACAUCCUUAUUAAGCCUGAGAAGCUUGGAAAGGACGUGAGGCUUCUGAUUCUGGAGGACUCGCGCUGGUCGACCAUUCAGAAGUAUCAAGCUGUGGUAGACGGUCUCAGCGUGGAUGAUCUGAUGGAGUUUGUGGGCAGCUUUAAGUCUGAGCUGUAUGCUGAAGGACUGGUGCAAGGAAACUUUACAAGUGUUGAAUCCAUGGAGUUCCUUCGCUAUGUCACAGACAAAUUGCAAUACAAAAAGUUGUCAGUAGAGGUCCCUGUUCUCUUCAGAGUAGUGGAGCUUCCUCAGAAACAUCAUCUCUGCAAAGUCAAGUCUCUCAACAAGGGAGAUGCAAACUCUGAGGUCACAGUGUAUUACCAGUCUGGGCCCAAGAACUUGCGUGAACACACUCUGAUGGAGCUGCUGGUGAUGCACAUGGAGGAACCGUGCUUCGACUUCCUCAGAACCAAAGAGACGCUCGGAUAUCACGUGUACCCCACUUGUAGAAACACAUCAGGUGUUCUUGGAUUUUCGGUCACGGUGGAGACUCAGGCCACGAAGUUCAACACCGAGCUGGUGGAGACGAAGAUCGAGGAGUUCCUGGUGAGCUUUGGAGAGAAGAUGAACAGCUUGAGUGAUGAGGCUUUUAAGACACAGGUGACCGCUCUUGUCAAACUGAAGGGCUGUGAAGACACUCAUCUCGGCGAGGAGGUGGACAGGAACUGGACAGAGGUGGUCACGCAGCAAUACGUCUUUGACAGACUCUGCCGUGAGAUUGAUGCACUGAAGCUCAUGACCAAAGCUGAACUUGUUAACUGGUUCAUGGAACACAGAGGUGAAGGAAACCGGAAGCUCAGCGUGCACGUUGUUGGUUUUGGAGUUGAAGAAAAUGACCCUCCCAGUGAGGAACAUCCAUCUGCUGAAGGAGAGGAUGAGGAGUGCAGUAAGAUGUCAUUGUAUGGGGAGGUGUCCAAACUCACUUUCCUUUCAGCUUCUUCUCUACUGGCCUCAGCCACUACCAUCACAGACAUCCGGGCCUUCACUUCCACCCUCAACCUCUUCCCUUACCACAAGAUCGUCAAAUAAACGCCCAGCACGGACUCGCUCUGCCGGUCAGCACGCGCUCCCUACCUUUUUCCAUCUUUUUGUUUGAGUGGGAGGAGCAUAUCCUGAUACCCUCAAGCUCUGGCCGUGUGCACGUUCAUACUGUAUCCUGAGCCCUGCUGAUGGGAUGAUGAUAAUGUGAAUGAUGUGCGCGUGUGUGUGUGUGUGUGUGUGUGUGGGCAUAGAUUGGGCUCAGUCCAAAAGAUACAGUUUAAGAAGAGGUCUUGUUAAUUCCCAUCUGUAAUGGACCUUUACAUGACUUAAAAAGCUACUCUUAAUUGUGUGUAUUUUAUCAAUACUGUAGAUCUGCAGUGUUUAAUUUGUACUAAUAAAUUCGUAACUAUAUGACGGUGUGCUGAAAUGUAUGAAUGUGUUUGAAUGCGAUGCAGUGUGACUGCUUUUAUGUGGCCUGCUGAUGAUGUCUGUAAAUAAAGAUGUCUGAUGGUGUGCCGA